Lytechinus variegatus (green sea urchin) is the source of this 3930-nucleotide messenger RNA. RefSeq names its product N-acetyllactosaminide beta-1,6-N-acetylglucosaminyl-transferase-like. Gene Ontology annotation, molecular function: acetylglucosaminyltransferase activity. Bases 1401 to 2846 code for a protein of 481 amino acids. The transcript has 2 exons. Gene Ontology annotation, cellular component: membrane. Lineage: Eukaryota; Metazoa; Echinodermata; Echinoidea; Temnopleuroida; Toxopneustidae. The record is from RefSeq and is a predicted model, not a curated record.
AAAUAUAUACACCCCUACUGUCUCUCCACCACGCACAUAACGUAGUCUGCUGUACAAACCCUUCACUAAUCAUGGGUCUAAAUGUGUAGCCUACCCAUGCCUUGUGUACUGAACCCGGGUACUGAAUUAGGUCCUCUCGCUCUGCACGGCUGAAUUGAAACAGCAAGUUUUGUGUGUGCUAGUCUUUCCAUGGAGACACACUCAAAGGUUCAAUCAGAGUCUGUGCCUGCGGAAUACACAUAACGCUGAUCUUCCAUAUUAGCAUGAUUGAUAUUGAUGAUACAAUAUACAGAUGAAUGAUUCGUAAGCUACAGAUGUCAUAUCGGCUUAGCUGGCGCUCUUGCGGCGGAUACUCCAAGUUAAAAUUCGAAGUGAGACUACACCUCACGAUCAAAGGUUCUAUUGACUAUUCAGGACGGAGUAAAGACGGUAAUUAACAUCACAAUACCAAGAAGUCCAAGCAGAGCACAUUGUCAACUUACUGAGCAUCUUUAUCUAUUGUAUUGCCCGAUGCGAUGUUGAGCUCGUGUGAGCUGAACGACCAUUGCUGUUGGCUGUAUGUGAACGGGACGUUUCGCACUCAAUUAACCGGUAACAUCCCUAACGAUCCAACUUCCUGAAAGAUAGUUCCUGAUGAGUGUAGCGUGCAUGAAUCGUGCCCCUUAACCGUCCAAGCUUCCAGCUUAUUGAAGCAUACACAUUCGGCGUUACCUACAGAAACCAUUGCAGGCAAGGCAUCCUUAAUUACUUGAGACCUUCAAACGAUCAUAGCUUCAUCUCAUCAGUUGAUAUAUUGAUCUACAUAUGAAACCAUAGCAACUGCUUUCUAAUAUGCAAAUCAUCCAAAUGGUGAAUCGAAGUGACUUUUUUUCAGCCGUGAUAUUGCCAAACAUCAUUGACCGCCCUAUGUCAUCUUGGUGUGUAGUUCGGUUUCCAUUGCGCAAGACAUGCAAGAGGAGAAUGAGUGGAUGAGGAUUCUGUCUAGAUUCUUAAUUCAAGUUUCCAUUGGACUGUGUGGUGUCAUCCUUUUUCCAAGGCAUCUAGUGCAUCGUUUGGAACAAGGAAAUUUGAAUGCGUUAAUGACAUAGAGCAUGUAUUCAGUUACAGGAGAAUGUAAUACAUACAAGCUACUAUUAACACUGCAAGAGAAAUUGGAAAGUUACAGCUCAUUGAAAUACUUUAGAUUUGUGUUAAAGCGAACUUGUUUUUGUAUAUGUACUUCGAGAUGGUAAUAGUGUGGCUUAGGUAAUAGAACCACAUGAGAAUUGAACUUCCGAUUUCACCUUGGAAUAUGCAUCUGACAAGCUCGAAGUAAUGUAUUACUUGAAGACCAUCAUUCCUUGAAGUCUCAAAUAAGGAAGGUAAUUAAUCUGCAUCGUUAUAUCCAUUAACUGUUCAAAAUGACUUACUGUUCAUUUUACAAAAAAUUGUUACUUCUUACUAUCGCCUUCGGGUUGGGACAGUUCAUUGUUUACAUGAGCGGGGACGGGGGUGAUUAUCAUCACCGAAUUAACGAUCGGAUGAGAGAGAAAAAAGCUCGAGGUUUGAAACCCAAUCCCAUAGAAGUCAAAUCCAAGAGGACAUCACACUCGAGGACCUUUGUCAACCAUAGUAGUAACAGCAAUGAAAUUGUGACUGUGACGCCAUCACCGAAAGUACAGUUCGAUGGAUCAUGGAAUUCUUCAUUUGUAGCUCCAAUGUAUCACAGGCACUACCAAGUUAAUUGCUCUGCUAUCGUGGCUGAUAACCGACGAGCCAUAGAUGUAGCUAACCGUCUGAUGGGGAAACAGAAGGGGUCGAUAGCAGUGCCUUCAGAUGACACUGUUUUGGGGUGGACAAAGGAUUGCGAGGUAUUUAAAAGAGAGCGACGCUAUCCAGAGAAACCGCGAUCUGUUGAGGAAGAGGAAUAUCCAGUCGCUUUUAUUAUAGUGACGCACAAGGAGUCGGCACAAGUGGAGCGAUUGUUGCGCGCCAUUUAUCAUCCUCAAAACGUUUACUGCAUCCAUCCCGACGUGAAGUCCCCACCUGCAUAUCAGGAUGCAAUUAGAGGUAUGGCGUCUUGCUUUGACAAUGUCUUCAUCCCCUCCAGAGUUGAAGAUGUUCAGUACGCAGGAUUCACUCGCCUCCAAGCCGAUGUCAAUUGUAUGUCGGAUCUCCUGCAGCACAGGGUCCAAUGGCGGUAUGUCAUCAACCUCUGUGCCCAAGACUUUCCGCUUAAGACAAAUCUUGAGGUAGUGCGCCAAUUGAAGGCAUACAAAGACAAGAACGAUAUCAACGGCAUUCUCCCACCGUCAUACAUCAAAGGCAGGACUAAGUCACACUUCAUCGCUGCUAACGGCAAAAUGGUAGCAACGCGGAAGCUAAAGACGCCACCUCCGCAUAAUCUUACCAUCUACUUCGGCAACGCUUACUACGCAGCAAGUCGCCAAUUCGUUGAUUACGUAAUACACAACCAAGUAGCUGUAGAUCUUCUUCAGUGGUCAGAGGACACGUUCAGUCCAGAUGAGCAUUACUGGGUGACUCUCAACCGUAGUCCUGGUAUUCCAGGAGGUUACGCCAACGCAACAUGGGAUGCAAAUGUACGCUUUAUGAAGUGGGGUGAUGUACCCACGCAUCCGGCUUGUAAAGGAAAGUACGUCCGCGCCCUCUGCGUUUUCGGAGUUGGCUAUCUGAAUUACUUGGUGAAGGUGACCCACCUGUAUGCUAACAAGUUCUAUUAUUCAUUCGAUCCUGUUGUUCUUCAGUGCCUUGAAGAAUUGUUAGACUUCAGGACUGCUCACCCAGAAGCGAUUACUGACUUUGUACCGAACUUUCCAGUCACUGAUAUGGUAUGGCAACUAAAUUAGGCAACAUUCACCUAGCUGGCGUAUAAAGGACUACAUUGUGGCUGGAAUUCGAUGUUAAUAAGAUUUUCCGGUCAACUUCCACCUAAGAACAGACAGAGUAUGUUAAUCCACAUUUGGUUUUUACCUCUCAUUUAACUGUGGGUGGCCAAACAUCGAUCCGUCUGUGUUUUGUUGUUGCACUUACUUACAUGUAUAUACCUACGUUGGUCGAGGUUGUAUGGUUCUUCGUCUAUAAUAAAAUAAAAAUUUAUAUUUCUUUCUAUUUGGGGAGCCCAUUACAUUUAGAUUAAGGAUUUUAACAUUAGUAUUACAAUGUUCCAUUUUAUAAUUUUGUUUGCUCAACUGCUUAGUGCCGUUGUAAAAAUUGGGUGUUACAUGAUCUCUUUAAUGUGUCAGUUUAGGGGAAAGGGAGGCCCGUAGUGAUUUGUGAUCAUUUCCUGUCUCAUUCUUAUUCUUCUGACAAUCUUGCUCAGUUAAACCAGCAAGUAGUUAAGAGUGCAGCCAGUAAAUGUUCUAGGGUCAUGUGACAACCCAAGCUGCUCCACCUCGACGACGUGACAUGGCUCUGGGAAGCGGGGGUCCAUUGAAUAAAUAUAAACGCAGCACCCUCAAGAAUUCUGAUAGAAGUUGACAAAUUGAUAAAUGUUAGGAAAAUAACCUUUUUUAGUGACACCCCCCCCCCAAAAAAAAGAGGGGGCUUCUCAAAUACUUUUUGACCCAGAAUAACCUGCAUUUUGUAGUAAAACUCUUUUGUUCUUUUUUGCUUGACACAUUUUCUUGGACCAAAAUAACUUUCAUUGUGUAGUGAAACCUUUUUUCUUUCUUUUUGCUGUCAAAUUUAAAUUAGCACCCCCAUUCAAAAAAUUGUUACCAGGGCCCUGCAAUGCAAAUAAUCAAAAGUAGUCUCUAUUUGUACUGGACUAUUUAAAAGGUGGAAGCCAAGUAACGUAUGGUAUUGUAAUUUUUCUCGCUCUAAUACGUUAAUGGAGUCAUAUUUUUCAUUCGGUUAACAUACUAUUAUUUGUUCACCUUAACUAUGAAGGAAGAAAGGAACAUUAUUAAUUCAGGAUUUUGUUUGAUCUAU